CGAUUUUCUUCCCCCAUAUUCGCGAUGGGUGUAAAAUCAUUUUAUCCAUAGCAUUGUUUCAUCCAGCUGUCCCCCUCUCUGUCUGUCUGUCUCUCUGUCUGUCUGUCCAGGGCAGGUACUGUGGAAUGGGAGGGUGUCUCGGUAUGUUAGAUAGGAUACACGGAAGCGUGUGUCGCCGUGCUUAAAUGACAGGAGGCUCGGUGCGUCUGUUGUGAACGACAGCCUCAGAUCACAGCUGCUCCCUCAACAUGGCACCAAAGGACCCUCUGCUCGGCACCCUCAAAGUAUGUGUCCUCCACCUGCAGUCAGAUGGAGGGAUGGUGUCAGACACCAACCCUCACCUCGCCUCCUGCUGUGAGCUUCUGGAGCUGGUCCUCAGGAAGGGGCUCCAACAGCCAGUUAUCAGUCUGGUACACAGAGACUACUGGCAGUGUUUUGAACAGCUUAUCCACCAAGAUGCCUGUGGCAGGCUGUCUGCCCUGUCCUUGGUGGUGGAGCAGACCAGAGUUUGCAGGAAGCUGCUCUCAGCUCAGGGCCGAGGCCGCUAUCUGCUCAGACUGGCCCUCAGCCGCAAGGCUCUGCCACAGUUCAUCACACACCUGCUACACACACCCAGAGUCUUGGAGUGGUACAGUCCGGCAGCGUCAAUCCUCAGGAAUGAGGAAUUUGUGGAGCCUUUCAUGUCGCUGCUGCUGGUCCUCUCUCACAUGGAGUUUAAACUGGACAUGGAGAAUUGCAGUUUUCUAGAUGAGAGCUGGCUCCUACCGGUGUGUGAGAUAUACGAAGUAGUGCCCUGUCGGGAGGUAGGGAUGGUGUUGAGGUAUCUCAGUGGCCGCGUCUUCGUCCUCGACCUGAUGCCUGGUAGUCAGGCUCACGUAGACAAGUUCAUCUGCCCCGGCGACAUUAUCGAUGAGAUCAAUGGCACCUCGCUGAGAAAUUCCAAGAAUGGACAGGCAGGUGUGGUUCUGUCUCGGCUGAAGGGCUGCCCCCUGUCCAUCAGUGUCCUGCGAUGGAGGGCUCAGGAUGGAACCGUUUAUCGGCCCCUUAUCAAACUCCUGCGGGCCCUGAGGAUGGAGAACCCCACCCUGCAGCUUGGUCCCGCUCCGUCCCAGCAGUCAGCCACCAAGGACCAGAGAAACUCUCCAUCACAGUGUCUCAAAGAGGGAAGGAUUGUGUACAUAGUGCAGUUCUUGGGAAAAACAAACAUUGGAAUGUUUGGGGGCAAAGAGGUGCUGCAGCAAGCCAUCCCACAAGUGUUGCAGAAAAACCUGCCUAGCCAGGAGGUGCUUUUAGAUAUGAAGGAAACACAUUUGACAUGCACAGACAGAAGCAGUAAAGUGGAGCUCUUUGAGCAUCACUAUCCAGAGAUUUCAUGCGUAGGGAGAUUUGGUCGACCAGAUUACACAAUAUUUGCAUUCUGUGUGGCACACUCCCCAGAAACCCCUCAGUCGACAGGCUUCUGCUGUGUGGCGCUCAGAGCCAGCACCAUCAAGGAGUGUGAAGAGAUUGUCUGCCGUAUUGCUACUGGUUUCAAGCAUACGGAGUGGUUUGUAUGACAAUUCACCAACAGUUGUCAACUCUUGUUUUAUGUGUUGUAAAUAAAUGUAAAAUUUGUCAGAUCAUA
Dicentrarchus labrax (European seabass) is the source of this 1624-nucleotide messenger RNA. RefSeq lists its product as uncharacterized. The record is from RefSeq and is a predicted model, not a curated record. Lineage: Eukaryota; Metazoa; Chordata; Actinopteri; Moronidae. Gene Ontology annotation, molecular function: protein binding. Bases 249 to 1556 code for a protein of 435 amino acids. The transcript has 16 exons.